AUGGCGCUCCUUACACAUCCCUCGCCGGUUAAUUACGAAGAGCAGCAGGCUGCUUUCGAAGACUUCCUCAAAUCCUACAAGUCCACCACUACAGAAGCCACCGAUCGGUUAGGAGACCUCAACAUCGACGAGGAUGGCCUCAGCGACGAGUACGAUUUCAUGGACGACUCUGACGGCGGCGAUGCUGGAGCAAGGAGUCGGCGAUCGGACCGACAUCCCAAAGUCAAAUACUUGAAAUCAUUGCAAGAUGUAGCGGAUCGAGCAACUUCGCAAGUCCUGAUAGAACUGGACGACCUGGAUUCGUAUGAGAAGAGUCUUCCGGAAAAUUUGUCUGAUCUCAGACUCGUUUCCUCGAUUGAACGGAAUGCGGCGCAUUACGUUGAGAUAUUCUCUAGAGCAGUGGACAAGGUUAUGCCGGAGCCCACGAAAGAGCCAACAUUCAAGGAUGACGUUCUAGAUAUUAUCAUGACCCAGCGCUCGAAAAGAAAUGACAAGAUACGAGAAGCCCAAGACGAAGAUACCAUGCCAGACGACACGGACUCGAUUUUCCCGGCCGCCCUGACCCGCCGAUACACCCUCAACUUCAAGCCCAUCACGCCCUCCGGAUCAGAGAGCGAGAGGAACACCAAAGCGCUCGCCGUGCGGCAAGUUCGAGGCGAACACCUCGGCCAUCUCAUCACCGUGCGAGGGAUAACAACACGCGUAUCCGACGUCAAGCCUUCCGUGCAGGUGAAUGCCUACUCCUGCGACAGAUGCGGCUGCGAGAUCUUCCAGCCCGUCACGACCAAGCAGUUUACGCCAAUGGUGGAAUGUCCGUCACCCGACUGCGUACGGAACAAUGCAAAGGGCCAGCUCUUCCUUUCUACACGCGCCUCGAAGUUCCUGCCGUUUCAGGAGGUCAAGAUUCAGGAGAUGGCCGACCAAGUACCCGUGGGCCACAUCCCGCGGCAGCUGACGGUCCACUGCCAUGGUGCGCUGGUGCGACAAAUCAACCCAGGCGAUGUUGUUGAUCUUGGUGGAAUCUUCCUACCUACUCCGUAUACCGGCUUCAAGGCCAUUCGUGCCGGCCUGCUCACGGAUACGUACCUCGAGGUUCAGUACGUGAACCAGCACAAGAAAGCCUACGACGAGAUUGUUUUGGCACAACCCACACUACGACGAAUGAACGAGCUCGAGCGGUCCGGCCAGCUGUACGAGUACCUUUCACGCUCCAUAGCCCCCGAGAUCUUCGGACACCUCGACGUCAAAAAGGCCCUACUGCUCCAACUCAUCGGCGGCGUCACCAAAGAGAUGGGCGACGGGAUGCGCAUCCGCGGCGACAUCAACGUCUGCCUAAUGGGCGACCCGGGUGUCGCCAAAUCCCAGCUGCUCAAAUACAUCACCAAAGUCGCGCCGCGCGGCGUCUACACUACCGGGCGGGGCUCUUCCGGCGUCGGCCUCACCGCAGCUGUGAUGCGAGACCCCGUAACCGACGAGAUGGUGCUCGAAGGCGGGGCGCUGGUCCUCGCCGACAACGGCAUGUGCUGCAUCGACGAGUUCGACAAGAUGGACGACGGGGACCGGACCGCGAUCCACGAAGUGAUGGAGCAGCAGACCAUCUCGAUCUCCAAGGCGGGCAUCACGACCACCCUGAACGCACGCACCUCGAUCCUCGCGGCCGCCAACCCUCUCUACGGGCGGUACAACCCGCGCGUCUCGCCCGUCGAGAACAUCAACCUCCCCGCAGCCCUGCUGUCGCGCUUCGACGUCCUCUUCCUAAUCCUCGACACGCCCUCCCGCGACGCGGACGAGGAGCUCGCCCGCCACGUCACGCAUGUCCACAUCCACAACCGCCACCCCGAGCCCCAGGACGGCGGGAUCCUGUUCUCGCCCCACGAAGUGCGGCAGUGGGUCGCGCGUGCACGCUCGUAUCGGCCCACCGUCCCGAAAGAAGUCUCAGACUACAUGGUCGGCGCCUACGUGCGGAUGCGGCAGCAGCAGAAGCGCGACGAGGGGACCAAGAAGGCCUUCACGCACACCUCGCCGCGAACGCUGCUGGGCGUGUUACGCUUGUCGCAGGCGCUAGCGCGGCUGCGGUUCGCGGAGCAGGUCAUCAGCGAGGAUGUGGACGAGGCGCUGCGCCUGGUCGAGGUGAGUAAGGCGAGUCUGUAUGCGGAUGAGCGCGGACGGGGGGAUCAGACGCCCAGCAGCAAGAUCUACAAUCUUGUGAGGGGCAUGGCGGCGAGUGGGGCCGCGGCUGUGGGGGAUGGGGGCAGAGGAGAGUUGGAUUUGAGGAGGGUGAGGGAGAGGGUGCUUGCGAAGGGGUUUACGGCUGAUCAGUUUGAGGAGGCGGUUGAUGAGUAUGCUAUGCUUGAUGUUUGGCAAACUGCUGCGGAAGGUACGAGGCUGGUGUUCAUUGAGGCUGGGGAUGAGGAUCAAGACAUGGGCGAUGACGACCUGUUCUAG
Coniosporium apollinis CBS 100218 is the source of this 2445-nucleotide messenger RNA. Its product is annotated as minichromosome maintenance protein 7 (cell division control protein 47). Gene Ontology annotation, cellular component: nucleus; MCM complex. The coding region runs from base 1 to 2445 and encodes 814 amino acids. NCBI's taxonomy places the organism in Eukaryota, Fungi, Ascomycota, Dothideomycetes. Gene Ontology annotation, molecular function: single-stranded DNA binding; single-stranded DNA helicase activity; ATP hydrolysis activity. Gene Ontology annotation, biological process: DNA replication initiation; double-strand break repair via break-induced replication; DNA strand elongation involved in DNA replication. The record is from RefSeq and is a predicted model, not a curated record. The transcript has 5 exons.